CGCUAUCGCAGCCUGAUCGCCGGCCGAAAUCAGAGGUCUCCGACGACUGUGCGCCCUCCGUUGACGAUUAAAGUGCUCCAUUAAUCUCACUUUCUUAAAACAUAAAAGGUUCUCGGAGGUCAAAACCUUACUAUAUUGCAGAGUUCUGUAUAUUGCGAUGUCCACUUUAUCAGCUUGUACUAUGCACAAUAAUCUGGUUGGCCUGAGAUCAUCAGGAAGUUCCCUUUCCAAAUAUUACGAGGGACAGCACAAAACAUCCACCCUUUCAAAUAUCAGUUAUAAACGUUUGUCUACUGCCGGGCACUUACAAGUGGCUCAUACAAUGAAUUCGGUACACGGGGAAGUGGAACUAAAUGCUAUUCCGUCACACUGAUAAAAGAUCUCCCUUCUCAUUGGGUAAAAAAUUUGAACUUGACGAUGUUAUCGAGGCUCAGCAAUUUGACAGGGACAUUUUAAAUGGAAUAUUCAAAGUGGCUAGAGAAAUGGAAUUGAUUGAAAAGAAUUCACCUGGGAGCAAAAUCUUAAGGGGUUUUCUUAUGGCCACUUUAUUUUAUGAGCCCUCAACUCGAACUAGACUGUCCUUUGAGUCAGCCAUGAAAAGAUUGGGUGGAGAAGUGUUGACAACUGAGAAUGCAAGAGAAUUUUCUUCAGCGGCAAAAGGAGAAACUCUUGAAGAUACUAUAAGGACUGUCGAAGGGUACUCGGAUAUAAUUGUCAUGAGGCACUUUGAAAGUGGAGCUGCAAGAAGAGCAGCCUCCACAGCUACUAUUCCUGUUAUUAAUGCUGGAGAUGGUCCAGGACAGCAUCCAACUCAGGAUGCAACUGCAGCAGCAUGCCAAGGCUUGUGGUUGAGGAGUUUAAUCAGCGAGGUGAUUGGGAGUGAGCCCAAGCCGGUCACACUCUUUGUCGACAACAAGUCCGCGAUUGCCUUGAUGAAAAAUCCAGUUUUCCAUGGAAGAAGCAAGCAUAUCGACACACGGUUUCACUUCAUUCGUGAGUGUGUUGAGCGAGGACAGAUUAAAGUGGAGUUCGUGAGCACGAGCGAGCAGCGAGCGGAUAUUCUUACGAAGGCACUAGCGAGGGUGAAGUUCAUCGAGAUGCGGGAGCUUCUAGGAGUAAGGGACUUAGAGUCUAGUCCAGAUUAA
Messenger RNA from Asparagus officinalis (garden asparagus), 1145 nucleotides. Its product is annotated as aspartate carbamoyltransferase 2, chloroplastic-like. Lineage: Eukaryota; Viridiplantae; Streptophyta; Magnoliopsida; Asparagales; Asparagaceae. The coding region runs from base 354 to 1145 and encodes 263 amino acids. The transcript has 4 exons. The record is from RefSeq and is a predicted model, not a curated record. Gene Ontology annotation, biological process: amino acid metabolic process. Gene Ontology annotation, molecular function: carboxyl- or carbamoyltransferase activity; amino acid binding.